AUGUGUACGUCAUCUAUACUCCAUCUUUGUACCAUCUCCCUAGAACGAUUCAUUGUCAUCCGAAAUCCGCUGGAAUCCACUGAUAUCUUCAUCAUAUACGGAAGUGUAAGUGCUUCUUACAUUCCGCUAACUAUUAUGUGGAUUCUAUUCGGCAUGCCGAUACAGCUAUUACGGAAACAGUAUAAACUUUGCGACCCGAAUCAAAUUCGCGAUAGCCCACUGGACCAACGUUAUAAUGAUUUAAACGACAAUGAAGCCAAGUCAGUGACACGAACGUUCAGUGCUCCUGCAGAGCUGCACUCAAUACGUCGCCAAAUUUCAAACUCAGGCUCACAUAACAGUUCAGUGGAAAAAAAAGACUCAGUAAACACAAGUGAAUUGUUUAAAAUUCUGUUUCUGUCUUUCGUAGUGUGUUGGGCCCCUUUUUUUAUAGAAAGUAUUCUAACAGUGUUGUGCAAAUCUUGCAUAUUUGAUCGAGUGCUUAUGACAACUGUCCUUGGUACCUUUGAUACAUAUCCAGUACCUUGA
This is a messenger RNA of Mya arenaria, 528 nucleotides long. Its product is annotated as 5-hydroxytryptamine receptor 2A-like. NCBI's taxonomy places the organism in Eukaryota, Metazoa, Mollusca, Bivalvia, Myida, Myidae. Gene Ontology annotation, biological process: chemical synaptic transmission; G protein-coupled receptor signaling pathway, coupled to cyclic nucleotide second messenger; serotonin receptor signaling pathway. The record is from RefSeq and is a predicted model, not a curated record. Gene Ontology annotation, cellular component: dendrite; membrane. Bases 1 to 528 code for a protein of 175 amino acids. Gene Ontology annotation, molecular function: G protein-coupled serotonin receptor activity; serotonin binding; neurotransmitter receptor activity. The transcript has 3 exons.